Messenger RNA from Schistocerca piceifrons (Central American locust), 767 nucleotides. RefSeq names its product orcokinin peptides type A-like. The record is from RefSeq and is a predicted model, not a curated record. NCBI's taxonomy places the organism in Eukaryota, Metazoa, Arthropoda, Insecta, Orthoptera, Acrididae. The coding region runs from base 37 to 540 and encodes 167 amino acids. The transcript has 4 exons.
AGCACUCAGCAGCCAGCAGCAGCAGCCAGCAGCAGCAUGCAGACCGCCACACUCCUGGUCGCCGCCUUGGCCGCAGCUGCCGUCGCCCUCGCCGGCGCCGUGCCAGCUCCGCAGAUGGUCUCCAGCGGCUUCCAGCAGUACCGCGAUGAGCCUAACGACGUGGAGGAAGGAUUGGUGCGCCACCUCGACAACAUCGGAGGCGGCCACCUGCUCCGAAACCUGGACGGCCUGGGCGGCGGACACCUGCUGAGACAGACCAAGAGCGGCCUCGACUCUCUCUCGGGCGCCACCUUCGGAGAGCAGAAGCGGCUCGACUCCCUGGGUGGCAUCACAUUCGGAAGCCAGAAGAGAAACUUUGACGAGAUCGACAGGAGCGGCUUCAACAGCUUCAUCAAGAAGAACUUCGACGAAAUCGACCGCUCUGGCUUUGACCGUUUCGUGAAGAAAAACUUCGAUGAGAUCGAUCGAUCUGGCUUCAGCGGCUUCGUGAAGAGGAACGCGCCGAUGCUGGCACGCCACUAUGACCAGGGCGACCACUGAGGCGCCCCACCCCCGCACCACCCUGCACCAGACCCGCACCCGCUCGCUGCUCUCCGUGUUAUGUUGUAGAAGCAACGCUCCUCUGCCGUACUGUUCCCUCAGUCACAGGAAUAUUUUCACGUCUACUUAAAACUAUUGUGUAGAAAAAGUAUAGCAUUAAAGUGUCGGUGUUUUUAAUUAUUAUGUACAUACUCGUGUAUAAUUAUUAAAUGUCCUGAAGCAACCUA